GCAAGUGGGCGGCAGCAAUCAGAGUCCGGACCUGGGUUCGAAUUCACCCCCGGCCCGUGAAGGCCACGGGGAGUAACCUUGCGCCAGUGACUGCUUCGGCCUCGCCUACCUCGCAGGGGGAGAACCAGGCUGAGCUCCUUGGACCAGAAGCGGGGCAAGAAAUGCCACGCCCUCCAGGAAGGGAGCCGAGGGGCGCUGCGCCUCCCCAGGGUCCAGUGACGGCAGGCGCCGCCAGGUGGCGCUCGUCUUCGCCGCCGGAGAAGGCGGGGGGGGCCGCUCUGGCGCGGCGAGUCUCUGUCGUCCGGCCGGGAAGGGGCGGGGCCUGUGGCCGGAAGCGGCUGUCGGGAGGGCGCGGCGGGAUGCGGCCCCCGGGGGGCGGCGCGGGGUCGGCGGCGCUGGCGGCGGGGCUGGUGCUGCUCUACUACGCCUUCUCCAUCGGCAUCACCUUCUACAACAAGUGGCUCAUGAAGAGCUUCGGCUUCCCGCUCUUCAUGACGCUGCUGCACCUGCUGGUCAUCUUCGCGCUCUCGGGCCUGGCGCGCCGCUGCGCCCGGAGACCCGCCCGGCCGCUGCUGCCCUGGGCCGCCUACCUGCGCCAGGUGGGCCCCGCAGCUCUGUCAACGGCCCUGGACGUGGGGCUCAGCAACUGGAGCUUCCUCUACAUCACCGUCUCGCUCUACACCAUGACCAAGUCCUCGGCUGUCCUCUUCAUCUUGUUCUUCUCUCUGGUCUUCAAGCUGGAGGAGCCGAGGGCGGCGCUGGUGCUGGUGGUGCUGCUCAUUGCGGGGGGGCUCUUCCUCUUCACCUACAAGGCGACGCAGUUUGACAUGGAGGGCUUUGCCAUGGUGCUGGGCGCCUCCUUCCUGGGCGGAAUCCGCUGGACGCUGACACAGAUACUUCUGCAGAAGGACGAGCUGGGACUCCAGAAUCCCAUAGACACCAUGUUCCACCUGCAGCCAGCCAUGUUCCUGGGCCUCGUCCCCCUCUUCGCUGCAUUUGAGGGCCUGCCCUUGUCUGCGUCAGAGAAGCUCUUCCGUUUCCACGAAGUGGACCGUCUGCUGGGCCUCUUGGGCAAGCUGGCCCUGGGGGGGCUGCUGGCCUUUGGGCUGGGCUUCUCCGAGUUCCUCCUGGUGUCGAAAACCUCCAGCCUCACCUUGUCCAUCUCUGGCAUUUUCAAGGAGGUCUGCACUCUUCUGCUGGCCACACACCUCAUGGGAGACCGCCUGAGCCUCUUGAACUGGCUGGGCUUUGUCGUCUGCCUCCUGGGGCUCUCUCUCCACGUUGCGCUGAAGGCUCUCAGUGCCACAGGGCAAAAGGGCGCCAGGCAGCCCAAGGAGUCUUGCUCCAGUCCGGACUUGGAGUUGCUGCUGCUCCACCACCAGGAGGAAGAGGACCCUGCGGGAUUCCCCCAGCGCUGAAACACGCCAGCAGCUCAGCCAAGAGAGCCCAAGGCAGGGGGAGCCUGCCACCCCGGAGGGCUUCAAAUGGGGGGGGGCUCGGGACCCCUCAGAAGGGAAGAGGCUGAAGCACUUGGGCCCUGGUGUUAUGGACAGAUCUCGGGGGUGGGGGAGCCUCAGGAAGCUGGGCGGGUGCAGGUGCUGCGUUGGGUCUCCGUGGCUCAGAGAGGGAGCUUGGGGGAGGCUGUAAAGUGCGACUGACGGUGCCAUCCUGUGGGCCUUCAUGGAUGGCGACAUUGGGUGCCUCCUUUCUGCGCCCAUCUUUGUGCCCUCUGGCCUGCGUGCCCCUCGGGGUCGGAGGCAGUGCCACGUGAAUGUGUUAAGAAGCGAAAAGGCUGUGGGGGUUGGAGGACCAGCUGGCGCUUGGGGAGACCAAAGUGUUGGGACCAAAGUGGGCUGAGGCCAGAGAGCAGCCGAGAGGCUCUGGCUUUCUGCUUCUGGGUUUGCAGCAGUCCCUGGAGUUUGGAGGGGUGGGCAUCACGGUGGUCUCAGAACUAGGCACUUCUGAGAUGGUACUCAGAGCUCCAGCUACUGAGGGAAGCAGUAGAAACCCGCCACGAACUUGGGCAGGGUGUGGGCAGAGAGAGAGUUGGGCAUAGGACCAGAAGGUAGCCUUGCGGAAAGCAGGCUGGGAGCUGGAGUCCUGAAUGCAGAAUGCCUGGACCAGUCAGGCUGCCUGGGUGAAGAGGAGCCCUCGCUGCUCACCUCUGCGCUUGGCGUGAGGCUCCCUUACUGCUGACAUCUUGAGGACAUGGGAGGCCGGUUUGGGAGUUUCCACUGCCCAUCUCUGGGCUCUGGAGAGUAGCAUUUCAGUCUCCUGAACCCUCUUCACCCUUGCUUGGAAGUAAGUCCCAUGGAAGUCAUCCGGAUUUGCAAGCAAGCAUGUCUCGGAUCGCAGCCUUGGGGAAGAAUGUGGCAGCCGCCUUGCCAGUUCCCCUCACCCCCAGCUGUGGCUGCUCAGAAUGGCCCUGGGCAGCUUGCCAGAAGGACACAGGGUGGUGCUGGCAGCCGCUAUCACCAUUCAGAGGUGUGCAUGGUAUUCUGAAAUGCAGCUGUGCCAUCCAUUCAGAUGUAAUGGUGGUGCUUGUGGUUUUAGUUGGACCAAAGCGGGUCCAUCCAGCCCGGCCUCUGGCCUCCCAGAGUGGCCGGUCAGAUGCCCCCAAGGGAGACCCCCAAGGAGGACUGAGUGUGGCAGCAGGGCUCUCCCCACCCUGAUUUCUGGAGGCGGCAUGGAGUCGCGCUCUGUCCAGUCGCCACUUGCAGCCACUCUGCCUCUGUGACUCUGUCCCCGGCUAAAGCCAGCUGAGCUGGUGGCCAUCACUGCCUCUCCUGGGAGCAAAUCCCAGAGUUUAACUCUUCACCGUGUGAAGAAGGGCCUCCUUCUCUCCCCAUCCCAAAUCUCCCUCUUCCUUGGUGACCCUCCUUGGGUUCUAGUAGCAGGAGAGGGAGGAAAACCUUGCUCAUUUUGCCCAGUUUCACCCAUCAUGUUUCCAUUUUCUAACCUCAGCCUGUUGCAACCUUUCCUCAAAGGGCAGCUGCUCCAGCCCUUUAAUCUGGGGGGGGGGGGGGAGCUGUUGGUUGGUUGCUUUUUCACCCUUGAACAUUUUGCCCUCCGUUUUCUAGAGAUUUUUCUAGCUCUGUUGUGCUUCUUCUGGAGACGAAGUGAGCAGAACCAGACUGUAUCCCAUAUUUAGCCACCAUAAAUUUUCAUAAGGAAAAUGAGAUGACCCGACUACCCUUAUGGAAAUCUAUGACAGGAUCACACUUGGAAUCCUGUAGGCGGCUUUGCUUUUGAUCCCUAAUGUUGGAUUUGACACAUUCACAGCUGCUGCACAUUCACUUGACAUUUCCAGCUCCCCACUGCAGCCCCAAGAUCCCUUUCCUCACCCGUCACUCGGAGGAUGUACAAUCACAUUGAACCACAUUUGCCUUUUGUCACCUGGCUGGCUUGGUGGCAGGAGGGGAACCCUGGGGGUCCCUUGGCUGUCCAUUUCCCCCCACCAUUCUCAAUAAUGUGGUGUUGUCCACAAACUGGACCAGCUCUCUGCUGAUCCUUUGCUUUGGAUCCUUUAUGAUCAAGUUAAAAAUCGUGAUAAAAAAAAUCCUUCCAGAAACAAAAGCUCAUACCAGUAACCAACUUGGUUGGUCUCUAAGGUGCUACAGGAAGGAGUUUUUUUAUUUUGUUUUGACUACGGCAGACCAACACGGCUACCUACCUGUCAUUAAAAAUCAUGGUUCCCUGCAUGGAGCCUCUCUUAUAAUAAUAAUAAUAAAUUUUAUUUAUUUCCUGCCUUGCAGGAAUGCAAGGAUGUUCAUUCCUCCUCGCUGCUUCCUGUUCAAGCAGUUGCCCUUCCAGGAGAGGGCCUGUCCUUUCCUUCCAUGGCUGCUGAAUAUGCCUCAUAUCUUGGGAACAUUUGGUGGGAAGUGGAGUUUCUGCAAGAGAGGAGAGUUGCCUCUUUGCUGAGCUUGUUAAGAUUCUUGAAUUCCCCACUGGUGUUAAGUGAGUGACCUUCAUUCCGCGGCUGAGGAGGGUCAGGGUCAGGCCUGGCUGGCCCUUGCCUGCCUGAUGCCCUGAGCAAAAGGCUUUGUCCUCCUCGGCCCAUUGUCUGCCUGGCCUUUGAUUUGCAGGGACAAUUUGCUCUUGUCUUGCUCCUCGCCUGCUCUAAGCCCCCGUGAACUGAACUGCCUUCUUGCCUGCCCUUUUCCUAAUUUGCGGUCAGUGCUCUUACUUUGAGAUGCAACUACAACUGCCCUUCAAGACAAGGCACGUGGGCAAUUGUGUUUAGUUGAAGAGCAGCCGUGGCAGAGAUGCAGAGAAUCCCCAAAGCUGCCAGGGAGAAUCCCAAGAGCAGAAUAUUCUGGCGGGGGGAGCCUGAAAUGUACAUUCCACAAAAAUGCACAGCUGCUUUCAAGCAUCCAAAGACACCCUAUAAACUUCUUAACAAAGGAA
This is a messenger RNA of Podarcis muralis (Common wall lizard), 4407 nucleotides long. RefSeq names its product solute carrier family 35 member H1 (gene SLC35H1). NCBI's taxonomy places the organism in Eukaryota, Metazoa, Chordata, Lepidosauria, Squamata, Lacertidae. The record is from RefSeq and is a predicted model, not a curated record.